Paramecium octaurelia is the source of this 2774-nucleotide messenger RNA. Lineage: Eukaryota; Ciliophora; Oligohymenophorea; Peniculida; Parameciidae. The record is from the annotation of a GenBank genome assembly.
AUGACUACUUUUGAAGAACCCAUUAUCUAAAUUAUUGUGGAUGAAAUAGCAGAAGAAUAAGGCGACCAUAAGAAUCGAAAACAUUUUGAUGAUAAAAAAAAGAACAAACAAUAAUUGAAGGCCGAGAAAUCCCAAAAAGGAGUUAGAUCGAAUUUCGAUGGAAAAUAAUAAUUUGGAGAUAAAACUAUAUGCAGAUUAUGCUAAAAAACAACUUUGGAAUAAGUUUAUAAUAUAUGCAAUAGAUGUCAUUUUAGAUAUCAUCAGGAGUGUGCUAAUCAACAUUAAUAUGGAUCAUAUAAUGAGGAAACCCAAAAGUGGAUAUGCAAAAAAUGUAUUAAUAGAAUUGAGAUAUUAACUUUGAAAAACAAAGAUAAAAAAAAAAAGAAAAGAAAAGUAGAAAUAUAAGUACAGAGCACUACUGAAUAAAGUGAUAAUGAAAAUAAUGGAUCUCUAUCAGAAUUUUUGCUUCGAUUUCCAACUUAUAAAAAUCAAGGAUAAAUUUUGUUUCCAAUUCUUGAUGAAUAUCUAGUUGCCUAUUCAGAUCUCUUUCAUGUAGAAGUGAAAAAGAAGCCUAUCAUUAAGGAAGAUUCAGAUAUUCCUAAUUAAUACUUCUAUCAAGUCUUGAUUAUAUGGGACUCAUAUAAUAAUUACGAUAAAAUUGUUAGCGAUAUUUUAAAUAUUGAAGAAGGCAAUUCAGAUAAUGUAUUUUAUUAACUUAUAGCUUAGUAAUCUCAAAUUGGAACUUUUAUUCAUUUUAAAGAUCAACAUUAAUUUUAUUCAUAAAAAUCAAGAAAGCAAAUUUAUUAAAUGUUACAUACUGAACCACUUAAAUUAAUUGAAUUCUUUAGCUGGUUCUAUACUAAAUAGUUAAUUGAGGAUGUGGAUUUUGAAUAAAUAUAAAAAACAUAAGAGGUAAUAAAUUAGUGAUUAAUUAGAAUGCCUUUUGGUAUUUAAUGGGGUUUCUAUGGUAUAAUAAUAGAGAAUAAUAUUACGAAAUUUAUAAAGAAUCUUUGCAGUAUAUUGCCCAUUAUUUAUAUCAACAAGGUAUCUUAUGUUUGAAUGAUGAUGAUCUAAAAUUGCUGGAUCAAAAUAAUAAAGAUUACUAUCUUAAUUUGAUUCUAAUUUUAAUUGAAGGCCUGCCUGAUUUAAAAAAAACACCAAAUUUAAUCUCACACAGAAUUGAAAAUCUAAUAUCUAAUAAUAAGAUUAAAGAAUAAUUAGCAGCUUAAGUAAAGGAUUUAAGAGCUUAAACUGUUGAUAUGCAACUUAAUUUAGAUGAAUUAGAAAAGGAGAUCUAAGCCCUGAAAGUAAUAAAAUUAUAAUAUUAUUUUUAAAUAGAUAAAAUUAUCUUAAGAGGAAUUGAGUAAGACUGAUUUUGUGAAUACUUAAUCAUAAAUAGAAAACAUAAAUUUAUAGAUGAUUGAAAAAGAAUAGGAAAAAUCUAAGAUUACAAAGAAACUAAUAUCAGUCUAAGAAAGAUAUAUUUAACUUGAAGAAGUAAUUAUUUAAGUUAAUCAUAGGAGUUACAAUUAGUUUAAAUUCCAAAUUUAUUAAUUAAUCCCUCUAUGUUUUUAGGGUUUGAUUUAAAAAACUCUUUGUAUUAUUUCUUUCUUAAUGAGAGAGAUAAAGUCUUUAUCUAAUAGAGAAAUUCCUGGAUUGAUUCUAAUAUGAAAUGGGGGUAAUAUAUGGAUUAAAUUAGUUUUUACAAUUUUGAUGAUGUUGAGAUUCUCCUAAAAAGUCUAAAUUUAAAGGGUAUCAAAGAAUGGUAAUUAAAAUUAAAUCUUGAAGAAAUAAAGAAAUAAAAAUUGAUUCUUUCUGAACCAAAUCCUUCAAAAUUAACAUAAAAUGGUAAUGAAAAAGAGGUUGAGGAAAGAGAAUUUAAGCACAAAUAAAAUGGAAAACCAUAAGACAAAUAAUAAACAGAAACUCAAGUAAUCUAACUUUGUAAAAUGUUGAAUGAAAUAGAUUCUAACUUGACUAACUAUUUAAAUGAAAAAAAUUGCAGAUGGUGUAGUGCUAGUGUUCGUAGCGUAUUUAGAAAAAGUUACGAUGAAAAUAAAGAUUCAAUUGAUUGCCUGAAGAAGGCAGUGGAAUUUUUUAUUGAGAACACUUAAACUUAGGAAAGAUUAGAUAAAUUAAAAGAGGGAGAUACUUUAGAAGAUAAUCUUUACAUUGAUUUUGAUGAGGACUCAGCAUUUUUACUUACAAGAAAAAAGAAAAUAGUGGAGGACGAAGAUGUUGAGAAUGAAAACUUCAAAUAAUUAGAAGCACUUGAUGCCAGCAAAUUAAAAAUAAGAAGAAUGCCAAUGAAAUUAUUUGGAUCUUACUUUGAAAAUCUUAGAUAAUGCUUAUUAGAUUAAGUAAGGGAUAAAUAUUGUGAUUUAUUGUAACUUAAAACUUGUCUUGUCGUAUUGAAAGAAGUCAUUAAAAUGUACAUUCAAAGAAAACAGGAGGAAUGUCAAAGAUAGGAAAAGAAAAAAAAUACUAUUCAAUAACAAUAAUUACAGCCAUCCUUAAUUAUUGAAGAAAUCUAUAGAGAUUAAGUAAACAAAGUUUAAAUUUAAGAUGGAGAAAAUAUCUGGGAAGAAUAAUGCAAGGUUUGUGGACAAGGAGGCAAAGUUAUUUUAUGUGAUACUUGUCCUAGAGUCUUUCAUCCUAAAUGUUUAAAACUAAAGGAAAUCCCUAAAGGUAAAUGGAGUUGCAUGAUAUGCUUGAGCUAUUUUUCUAGGUAAGUAAAAACCAGAUAAACUUUUAAAAAGAUGCAAACUAAAUGA